This is a messenger RNA of Rhizophagus irregularis DAOM 181602=DAOM 197198, 612 nucleotides long. The record is from RefSeq and is a predicted model, not a curated record. NCBI's taxonomy places the organism in Eukaryota, Fungi, Glomeromycota, Glomeromycetes, Glomerales, Glomeraceae.
AUGAAAGUUACCGGGAAACAAAAUAUUUAUGUCUUUGAUGGUGGUACUUGUAGUGCCUCUCUUAGGAAAAGUCAAUCCAUGAGUGAUCUUUGUCGUUUAAGAUCAAAAUGUGAACGUACAAAACAUAUUCUUUCAAAGAAAGUAAUUAACGAUACAAAAAUAAUCAAAAAUCAAGCUGCUGUUUAUAGUGCUGCUGCACAAGCUGCUAUUUUAUCAGGUGACACUUCUAAAAAGAUUAAAGAUAUUCUUAUACGUGAUGACUGCUUUACCUUUUUACCUUUUAAUGUCGUGACUUCUGGUGGCGUAAUAACUCCGUUUAUUGAGCGUAAUACCGUAAUUAGGGAUGGCAACGGUCGGGUUAUGGCUUCUGCUGUUGAUAAUCAUGCAGCUGCCAAAGCUGAGAAUGAUCGUGCAGAAAAUGAAAUAAUUGUAGAAAAAUGCAAGCACAAAGUUACUUUGAAAGAUGAUGUCGUACAGAGCGCUAUAAAAGAAUCAAUCGAGAAGCAGAAGGAAUGGCUUGAUUAUAAUGAAGAAGAAGAGGUGCAAGAAUAUGAGCAUAUACAAAAAUUACUCGAAGAGAUUGUUCCAAAAAUAACAUCUGAUAACCAAUAG